This is a messenger RNA of Ochotona curzoniae (black-lipped pika), 1692 nucleotides long. RefSeq names its product PR/SET domain 14 (gene PRDM14). The coding region runs from base 1 to 1692 and encodes 563 amino acids. Gene Ontology annotation, biological process: regulation of transcription by RNA polymerase II. Gene Ontology annotation, molecular function: protein binding; RNA polymerase II transcription regulatory region sequence-specific DNA binding. Lineage: Eukaryota; Metazoa; Chordata; Mammalia; Lagomorpha; Ochotonidae. Gene Ontology annotation, cellular component: nucleus. The record is from RefSeq and is a predicted model, not a curated record. The transcript is spliced from 7 exons.
AUGGCUCUGCGAGCGCCCGCUGAGACCGAGCUCCAGGAGCAGGUGUGCUACCCAGCCGAGAGGCUCCAGGUCAGCUCCCAGUACCUGGCUGCCUACUACGAGCCUUUUGCCGCCUACGGCUCCUUCAGGAGCGCCCUGGCCGCGGCGGAGGACUUGCAACCUUUCCCGCAGCUGGAUGGCUCCGUGCCUGCGCCCCAGGCCAUACCCUCCUUCCCCUUUCGGACGGCACCUCCUUUGCUGAACCCCACCCUGGCCCUACAGCGGGAACCCCUUUAUGGCAUGCCCUGGUACGGCAAAUUGCCGCACUGGUAUUCAGUUGCCCCGCUCCCCGGGGAAGUGCCACACUUCCUGAGCAGCAGCGGUGAGUACCCGGGGUCCAGCGGUGACAACUCGGCCCGCAACGACGGCGCCCCUCGCUCCAGUGGACCCGACCCCGUAGCGACGCCUGCCCAGGCGUCCGUGGUCCCUACGGGACUGAAGACAUCUUCCGUAGCGUCUCGCUCCCCGGCGAAACGGUCUGAGGAUGACCCCAAAAUCCUGAACCUGGAGCGGAAAUCGCCUGACCGUUUCCACUUCACCGAGGAAGACCUGCACUUCGUUCUCUAUGGGAUUACUCCCAGCUUGGAGCACCCAAGUUUGCUACAGCUUGCCAUUUCCGGAGUCCUGACCCCCACAGGAAGCCCUAGCUCUGGGUCUGAUUCGCUUCCUCAAGCUCUGGACAAGGAAUCUCUUCAACUUCCAGAAGGUCUGUGCCUUCUGCAGACGAUGCUUGGCGAGGUGCCACACUUCGGGGUGUUCUGCAGUGGAUUCAUUGCCAAGGGAGUCAGAUUUGGGCCCUUUCAGGGCAAAAUGGUCAACACCAGUGAAGUGAAGACCCACAUGGACAAUUCUGUGAUGUGGGAGAUCUUUGAAGACGGCCAUUUAAGCCACUUCAUAGAUGGAAAAGGGACCGGGAACUGGAUGUCCUACGUCAACUGCGCCCGCUUCCCCGAGGAGCAGAACCUGGUUGCAGUGCAGUACCAGGGGCAGAUCUUUUAUGAGAGCUGCAAGGAGAUCUGCCAGAACCAAGAGCUCCUUGUGUGGUAUGGAGACUGCUACGAGAAGUUCCUGGACAUUCCUGUAAAUCUGCAGCUCACCGAGAAGGGCAGGCAGCCUGCUGCGACCGUGGAAGAGUCUGCAGAAGGCUUCCAGUGUGAGAGAUGUGGAAAGGUGUUUGCCUACAAAUACUACAGAGAUAAGCACCUCAAGUACACCCCCUGCGUGGACAAGGGCGACAGGAAAUUUCCCUGCUCCCUCUGCAAGCGGUCCUUCGAGAAGCGGGACCGGCUCCGGAUCCAUAUCCUUCACGUGCACGAGAAGCAUCGGCCCCACAAGUGCUCCACAUGUGGGAAAUGCUUCUCUCAGUCUUCCAGCCUGAGCAAGCACUUGCGCGUGCACUCUGGAGACCGCCCAUACCAGUGUGUGUAUUGCACCAAGAAGUUCACCGCCUCCAGCAUACUUCGCACACAUAUUAGGCAGCACUCUGGAGAGAAGCCCUUCAAAUGCAAGUUCUGUGGCAAAUCUUUUGCAUCACACGCGGCCCAUGACAGCCAUGUCCGGCGCUCUCACAAGGAGGAUGAAGGCUGCUCUUGCAGUGUCUGUGGGAAGACCCUCCCGGAUCAGAACACCAUCUGCUGUCAUGUGAAACCUUAA